Messenger RNA from Mytilus californianus (California mussel), 2048 nucleotides. RefSeq lists its product as uncharacterized. The record is from RefSeq and is a predicted model, not a curated record. The coding region runs from base 87 to 524 and encodes 145 amino acids. The transcript is spliced from 4 exons. Lineage: Eukaryota; Metazoa; Mollusca; Bivalvia; Mytilida; Mytilidae.
GUCUAAGGCGUCUCGGACAACCGAGUUAGCAUGCAGAGAAAAGAAUGAAAAUCUGUGCAUAGGAGCAAUGCAACUGAAUUCAGAAAAUGAAAGUGAUGACAUUAAAUAGCUCGGCUGAAAACGUUUACCGAGAUAGGCUGCAUGAAUGGACAAAAAGAGAAAUACAGCUCAGUCGUCUUCAUGAAGAACUUGUUGCCAAGAGGGAGACACUUGUUCAUUAUUCUAUGACAUAUGUUGAAAGUCAGCUAGCCAGACGUCAGAAUGUGAAAACUCAUGUAAAUACAGCUACAAUCAGAAACACGGAGUUGUUGGAGGAUUUGCAGAGCACAGAAGAUCGGCUUUAUCAGGAAGCUUGUAAUCCACCUAGCCCUAGACUUACUACAUUACAGAACAAUUAUUGGUCAAUGGUGAAGAGUCUGAAACCACUAUGGGAACAGAGUCUACAAAAGAAAACCUCGUCAUCCUCAAAGAAAACUACAGGAAAACAGAAACCUUCCAAGCCUAAGAGGGUUUGGAAGAGAUGAAAGUAAAAAAAAUAUUUAUAUAGCUUAUAUUAUACAUAUUGUAAUGUACAUUAAAAUAUUUGUAAGUAGUUGUUACUAUAUAGGUAUAUAUACAUGUAGUAAUGUAAAUGUAGAUGUAAUACACUAAUGUGAAAUUAACUGUUGGUGUGUAUAUUUCAUGUAAAAAGUUCAGUGGUUGUGCAUUAUUUCAUGUAAGACAAGAAAUAUGAAAAAAAUUAUAAAUGAACUUUUAAGGAGAUUGAAAAUUGAAAAACACAUUUUUACAAAGAAAUAAUUUAUAACAUUGAAUAUUUACGCAAUGAAAUUUUGCAUAAUUUAGUUUAAUAUUUAUCUACUGUAUAAGAUUUUUAUAUUUAUCUUUUAGUAUGCAGGGAACACAUUUUCAUAAACUUGUAGAAUAUUUCAAAAUGUAGCAAUAAUGCUGUAAGGGAGAUAAUUCAUGAAGGUUACUAAAAUGAUGUUACAAUGCUCAGAUUUUUUGUAAGAAUAAUAAUCAAGAACCUUAAAGUACUUCUUAUAAAUAUUUCAUCUUCUUAUUUACAAGAGUAAAACAUGAAAUUAAAUUUCUAUGUUCAUUUAUUUUUAGGUGUAUGUAUCUUUUGUCCAACCAAAUGUUAUUUUACUGGACCUAAAUUUAAAAAAAUUUUUUUUAACAUGAGCCAGGUGUUUAAAGUGAAAGAGGAUUGUCCUUAUUAUUCUCAUGAUAAUUUUUGGUAAUCGGAUAUACAAAUUCACAGGAUAUUAUAUGCUUUUAAACAUGGAAGCCUCUGUCUGGAAGGUAAUGCGCUAGUGCAAAUGUUGUAAAAAAAAUUAUGAUUUUUUAUUAAUUAGUACAUUGAUUUUUAUAUAGAUUUUUCUUUUUAUUGAUUUUCUUACUGUUUUUGAGGACUUUAACCUCAUAUAAAGCAUAUUGUAAAAGUUAUUCAUACACCUAACAAUUAUUAAAAAAUGAAAAUAAGAUUCAUUGAAUUCACAUGUUAGGCAUUUUGCCAAUUUAUAGACUUGUAUAAGGACAUAUCAGCAAUUUAUACUAAAUAUAAAAUCUAAAAUACUCAUAUAGAGUGCAAAUUGUCAAUUAUAUGUUUAUUUGUAUUAUUUUUUUAUGUAUGUAUUUUUAUAUACUCAGAGCUGUAUACUGCCCAAGCAAUUUGUCUUCAAUUAUUAUAUGUGUAUUAUACGUGUAUUAUUGUGUGUUAUACCUAAUUUUAUACCUCAUGUAAAUUUCUAUCGUGAUAUUCGUUCUCUUUGUAAUUUGCAUAUAUUUUAGUAUUGGGUAAUGAUUUACAAAAUAUUUCACAAAAACAAAUUCUCGUAAGACAUUCAUGAAUGAACAUUUCAGCAUACUUUACGGUCAAUUUUAGUCGUAACAUUUUUUUUGGAAAAGAGCUGCUGGAUGUUAAGCAAAAACAAUUAAUCAAUCUAUUUAUGAUGAAGAUGUUAUAAGCCAAUAACAUUUAUUAGAAGAAUCACAAUAAUGUCACGCAGUAAUAAGGAAAAUAUUCUUUUUAUCUGAUUGAAUAAUAC